UACACAGUACAAUCUUGAGCAUCUUCUUCCACUACUGCAAAACCAUAUUUCGUUCCUUUCAUCUUCGCUUUCUAUUUCAACGAUCCACGAAAAAUGCUGGCGGUUUUCGACAAAUCGGUGGCAAAGGGUCCUGAGGCACUGCAAAGCCCUCAGUCAAACUCCGUGUCAGCGCUGAAAGAUGGGUUUUUGGCGCAGCACUUCUCCUCUGUUUACCCUGGUUCCGUCAUCGUCAACCUUGGCACUUCUGGUACCUUGGCCUAUUCUCUUCACAAACAGAACCCUCUCCUUCCAAGGCUGUUUGCGGUUGUGGAUGACAUCUUCUGCUUGUUUCAAGGCCACAUUCAGAAUGUUGCUCAUCUUAAGCAACAGUAUGGAUUGAAUAAAACAGCAAAUGAAGUGAUCAUUGUCAUAGAGGCAUACAGGACUCUAAGAGAUCGCGGUCCCUAUCCUGCUGCUCAGGUUGUGAGAGAUUUCCAAGGCAAAUUUACAUUUGUUCUGUUUGACAGUGGUUCUAAAACCGCAUUCAUUUCUUCGGAUGCUGAUGGGAGUGUUCCCUUCUUCUGGGGAACUGAUGCGGAUGGAAACCUUGUUCUUUCAGAUGAGACUGAGAUUGUAGCUAAAAGCUGUGGGAAAUCCUCUGCACCGUUUCCUAAAGGAUGUUUCUUUUCAACAUCUGGAGGUUUGAGCAGUUUUGAGCAUCCACUAAAUGAGAUGAAGGCUGUACCUAGGGUUGACAGUUCCGGAGAGAUGUGUGGUGCCACUUUCAAGGUGGAUGCUGAUGCUAAGAAGGAAACAACUGGCAUGCCAAGGGUUGGGAGUGCUGCUAACUGGUCUAAUAAUAUCUAAUUGCAACUCCUCUAUUUGAAGUACGGGUUUUAUUAUGUAUUUUCAAAUUCAAGUCAUCUAUUCCCAUCAUAUGAUUAAUGUUGAGAGGCUCUAGCAAGGGAUAGCUUAUCAUAUUAGUUUACUUGCUGAACCGUGAUAUGAUUUCAUUAAGCUAGACAAAGUUGUUUGCAAGCAAAUAGUGAGGCUCAUACUCUAUUGGCACCUAUCAUGUAAUAAUAUUGACUUGCGUUCUGAUUCAUCCUAAAUAAAGACUAUUUGCUGCUUUA
This is a messenger RNA of Lotus japonicus, 1112 nucleotides long. Its product is annotated as stem-specific protein TSJT1-like. The transcript has 4 exons. The coding region runs from base 94 to 846 and encodes 250 amino acids. The record is from RefSeq and is a predicted model, not a curated record. NCBI's taxonomy places the organism in Eukaryota, Viridiplantae, Streptophyta, Magnoliopsida, Fabales, Fabaceae.